AUGGCCCGCCGUCCGCAAUUGCUUCUCAGUCUCCUGGCGAUUUCUCUCGUUGGGCUGUUUUCCUCCCCUCUUCAGCAAUUAUACUACCUCCUUCGACUUCCGUUUAUUUGGAAAGCCUCCUCUGCCGCUGCAGUCAUCUCGGAUGAACAUGAUCAAUUCGACGUGACGUUUGUCGCCUACGAGGCCAAUUCCUCAACUGCCGACGCGGGACAUCCAUCUCUGAUACCUCCCAUAGUACAUCACAUCCACCUGGGCUCUAGACCGCCACGCCCAGAAUGGCUCAAGGCCCGUGAGACGUGCUUAGAGCAUCACGCGUCCUGGAGUAGCUUCAUCUGGAACGAGGAGAGCGCAGAGAAGCUCGUCCGAGAGGAGUUUCCUCAUCUAUAUUUGAUGUGGAAGAGCUAUCCGUAUAUGAUUCAACGGGUUGAUGCGCUGCGCUAUAUGGUCCUACAGAAGCACGGUGGCAUGGUCCUCGACUACGAUUUGGCUUGUAGACGAUCCCUCGAGCCUCUGCGGCGGUUUAAAUUUGUGGCUCCAGCUGCACACCCUGCCGGUCUCUCCAUCGGCAUGAUGCUCUCUUCGCCGGGACAUCCGUACAUCAAAGCGCUGGUCGACAACCUCCCGCCGUACAACUACCGGUGGUUUUACAUCCCUUAUGUGACGGUCAUGUUCAGCACGGGCUGUCACUACGCGUCGUCAGUUCCCAGCAAAUUUUACUACGCUUGGGUCUAA
This is a messenger RNA of Aspergillus terreus NIH2624, 732 nucleotides long. RefSeq names its product glycosyltransferase family 32 protein. Gene Ontology annotation, molecular function: mannosyltransferase activity. The record is from RefSeq and is a predicted model, not a curated record. Lineage: Eukaryota; Fungi; Ascomycota; Eurotiomycetes; Eurotiales; Aspergillaceae. The transcript has 2 exons. The coding region runs from base 1 to 732 and encodes 243 amino acids. Gene Ontology annotation, biological process: mannosyl-inositol phosphorylceramide biosynthetic process.